This is a messenger RNA of Aspergillus mulundensis, 1272 nucleotides long. RefSeq names its product glutathione S-transferase family protein. The record is from RefSeq and is a predicted model, not a curated record. Lineage: Eukaryota; Fungi; Ascomycota; Eurotiomycetes; Eurotiales; Aspergillaceae. Gene Ontology annotation, biological process: mitochondrion organization. Gene Ontology annotation, cellular component: SAM complex. The transcript is spliced from 3 exons. Bases 1 to 1272 code for a protein of 423 amino acids.
AUGGUCCUAGAGCUCCACGUCUGGGGCCCUGGCUUCUCACUGCCUUCGGUUGAUGCGCAAUGUCUCGCAACAAUUGCCUAUUUUUCCCUGGCUGUCCCCAAAGACUCGUGGGUUCUUGUUGCAAGUAGCGAUCCAACCGUCUCUCCUACACAUGAGCUUCCCGCGCUGAAGAAUGGCUCGACAUGGGUGAGCCGGUUCCGCAAUAUCGUCGACUAUCUACGGCAAUAUUCAGAAGGCGCGUGGGAUUUGGACAGGAACUUGAGCGCUCAUGAUAGAGCGGAAAACAUUGCGUUCUCAUCCUUCGUGGAAUCCCAUGCCCAAGCCCUCCUCGACCUGUCCCUCUACGUUACAAGUCAAAACUACUACAACCGAACGUCCCCAGCGUAUGGCGCGAUCCUCCAAUGGCCGAACCAGUGGAUUCUACCUCCGCAGCUGCACGCCGCGGCCAAAACCCGGACUGAACCGCUCGGACUCUCAUCGCUAGAUCUAGAGGCAACGGAGGAACAACGGAAACGAGACCAUUCCGCCGCCGUCGCAGCUGGCCGCAUCCCUCAGAACUUCAUCUCACGCCCCCGAGAGACUGUAUCCAACCUGCUGGGGAAGUCGUCACAGCAGCAUCAAUUCCGGCUUGAGGCGCUGACGGGGGAUUUGUUCGUGCCGCUCGAGGAGCUCCUUGACGGCAAGACGCAUCCCUCGGGGCAGACACCAUCAAGCUUGGACUGCCUCUUAGUAGGCUAUCUGAGCCUCGCUCUCGUUCCGGAACUGCCCCACCCAUGGCUUCGUGAUUCAAUGCAGCGGAAAGCCCCACGGUUGUCACAAUAUGUCGAGCGCAUGCGCCAGGAGGUUUAUGGAACAGUAAAUGUGUCCGAUGCUUUCAACAGCGGCGCAGGGUCAUCGCUCCCGUGGCAAGCUCCUGAGCGAGCCAGUCUCGCCAGCAUCGGGACGUCACUGCUUACCAGCCUCGCUGACUCAACGCCAAUUCUCAAGGACAUUCGCAUGAACAACCGAUUACGUGAGGCCGUCGAAUCGCCCAACGCCGGGCUGUCUCAGGUCGAGAGCAAGGCGGUGUCUCAGUACGUGCAAGGCCAAGGCAAGGAUAUACUCCUCUCAGUCGCGACUGUAGUAGGAGGUGUUGCUGCGUUGGUCGGCUACAUGGCCCACACUGGCAUAUUCUCAGCGGCUCAAGAAGAGGAGAAGAAGGAGAAGGAGUCUGAAGACUUCCAACCUGCGAUGCCCGAAUCUAUGAGUGUUGCUGAUGCUCUCGGUUUUUGA